This is a messenger RNA of Pseudopipra pipra, 15211 nucleotides long. It is a transcript of the gene SH3PXD2A, whose product is annotated as SH3 and PX domains 2A. Lineage: Eukaryota; Metazoa; Chordata; Aves; Passeriformes; Pipridae. Gene Ontology annotation, biological process: superoxide anion generation. Gene Ontology annotation, molecular function: superoxide-generating NADPH oxidase activator activity; phosphatidylinositol binding; protein binding. The coding region runs from base 161 to 3484 and encodes 1107 amino acids. The record is from RefSeq and is a predicted model, not a curated record. The transcript has 15 exons. Gene Ontology annotation, cellular component: cytoplasm.
GCCGCGGCGCGGGGCGGAGCCGGCACCGGGGCAUCCUCCCUUCCCCGCCUGCCUCCCUCUCUCCCUGCCGCCCGCCCGGCAUCGCCGCGGCGGCAGCGCGGCCGGAGGGUGCUGCCAGCGCCGGGCGGGAGCGGCGGAGCGCCGCCGGGGGUGCGCGGAGAUGCUGUCCUACAGCGUGCUGGACGCCAACGUGGUGGACGUGGAGAAGCGGAGGAACCCCUCGAAGCACUACGUCUAUAUCAUCAAUGUAACAUGGUCUGACCUGACUUCCCAGAUCAUCUACCGGAGAUACAGCAAGUUCUUUGACCUGCAGAUGCAGCUUCUGGACAAGUUCCCUAUUGAAGGAGGCCAGAAAGACCCCAAGCAAAGAAUCAUUCCUUUUCUACCAGGCAAGAUUCUGUUCCGGAGGAGCCACGUCCGAGACGUAGCUGUGAAGAGGCUAAAGCCCAUCGACGAGUACUGCAGGGCACUGGUUCGGCUUCCUCCCCAUAUUUCCCAGUGCGAUGAAGUCUUCAGGUUUUUCGAGGCUCGCCCGGAAGACCUUAACCCUCCAAAAGAGGACUAUGGAUCUUCAAAGAGAAAAUCAGUUUGGAUGUCCAGUUUGUCUGAGACUCCAAAAAAGAGCGUCACUCCAGGUGCUGAUGCUAGCUCUGAACCCAUGAUCCUGGAGCAAUAUGUGGUGGUGUCCAACUAUGAGAAGCAGGAGAACUCUGAGAUCAGCCUCCAGGCUGGAGAAGUAGUGGAUGUCAUAGAGAAAAAUGAAAGCGGUUGGUGGUUUGUAAGCACAGCAGAGGAGCAGGGAUGGGUCCCUGCUACAUACCUGGAAUCCCAAAAUGGAACCAGAGAUGACUCUGACAUCAACACAUCUAAAUUUGGGGAAGUUUCUAAGCGACGCAAGGCUCACCUGAGACGCCUGGACCGGCGAUGGACGCUGGGCGGGAUAGUCAACAGGCAGCAGAGUCGAGAAGAGAAAUAUGUCACUAUCCAGCCGUACGCCAGCCAGGGGAAGGAUGAGAUUGGGUUCGAGAAAGGGGUCACCGUGGAGGUCAUCCAAAAGAACCUGGAAGGAUGGUGGUACAUAAGGUAUCUAGGCAAAGAGGGCUGGGCCCCAGCUUCAUAUCUGAAGAAGGCUAAAGAUGAUCUUCCAUCUAGAAAAAAGAACUUAACUGGGCCAGUGGAAAUCAUAGGAAAUAUCAUGGAGAUCAGUAACCUGCUGAACAAGAAAUCAUCCACUGACAAGGAAGCUCAAGUAGAAAAUGAGACUGCAGAAACACAUAUCACCAAGAAGGAAAUCAGUUUGCCCAUCCUGUGCAAUGACUCUAAUGGCAAUGCCAUGAUGACCUCAGACAAGCAGGUUUCCAGACUGGCCCAGGGAUCCCCAGCCAUAGCAAGGAUAGCACCACAAAGAGCUCAAAUAAGUUCUCCAAAUCUAAGAACGAGACCGCCCCCACGAAGAGAAUCCAGUCUGGGUUUUCAGUUACCCAAGCCACCAGAGCCACCCUCUGUGGAAGUGGAAUAUUACACCAUUGCAGAGUUCCAGUCAUGUAUCUCUGAUGGCAUAAGCUUUCGUGGAGGACAAAAAGCAGAGGUUAUAGAAAAGAAUUCUGGUGGCUGGUGGUAUGUGCAGAUUGGAGAGAAGGAAGGAUGGGCUCCAGCAUCUUACAUUGACAAGAGGAAGAAGCCGAAUUUAAACAGAAGAACCAGUACUUUAACCCGCCCAAAGGUUCCUCCCCCAGCACCUCCCAGUAAACCGAAAGACUCUGAAGAAGGAACAACUUCUGGAGCAGUUUCUUCAGGAGAUGCCCAGGAAUCUCCCCACAAGCUGAAAUAUGAAGAACCUGAGUAUGAUGUGCCCGCUUUUGGCUUUGACUCGGAGUGUGAAGUGAGUGAAAGUCAUCAUGAAGAGGGCACUCCUGAAAAACGACUGUUUCAGCCCCUCAAGCCCUCACCUGUAUCAUCACUUCAGAAAGCAAAGUUCAAAGUAGAAGAGUCUUCAGAAGAAGCUGCUCAUGAAGAAGAGACCAUCUAUGAGAACGAGGGAUUCAGACGUUACGUGGAAGAUGCUUUGUCCAAUAAGGAAUCUAGUGGAGAUUCCGAUUCUCAGAAAAGCUCCUCUCUGUCCUUGAUCCAAAGGAAUUCUCCAUGUUCCAGCUCUCCUAAAUCAUCGCUCAUGAAGCUCAAGACAGACAAAAACAUCCAGCCCGACCUUGGAAAAUGUCACUAUUCCAGGAGCGAGGAGACAAAACCAAGGUCAGCUUCAGACGUUGGCUUACGUAGCAUGUCAAGAACGGGCAUGAAGAAGGAGCCUGAGCAGAGUCCUUCCAUUAGAGCAAAGCCAAUUGUUAGGCCCAAACCCUUUCUGAACAAGGCAGAUUCUCAGAGCCAAGAAAAGAUGGAUAUUAGCACUUUAAGGCGUCAGUUGAGGCCAACCGGGCAGCUCAGAGGUGGACUUAAAGGUUCAAGAAGUGAAGAGUCUGCAAGCCCCCCACGCACAGCUUCUGAGAACCAAGAUGACCCUGUUAGGAGAGGCUCAGCUGAUCUCAUCACAGCUCCUUCCCGUGGCAUUUUCUGCUCCAGCCAUACAGCCAAAACUGAGCAAGAAAAUGAUUCCAGAUGUUUCUAUGUGACCACUGACUCAUACCAAAAGGUACAGGAUUCUGAAAUUUGCUUCCCAGCCGGAGUAGAAGUGGAAGUGCUGGAAAAGCAAGCCAGUGGAUGGUGGUACCUGAAGUACGGAGACAUGGAAGGCUGGGCUCCGUCCCAUUAUUUGGCUCUCCCUGAUAACCAACGAGAAACCACAUCAGCAGACGCUGAUUCCUCGUUUGCCAGGAACAGGAAAAAUGAAAACAAGUCAAACAGUUUGGAGAAGAUAGAGAAGAGGGUUCAGGCUUUGAACACCAUCAACCAGAGCAAACGUGCAACACCACCCAUCCCAAGCAAACCUCCCGGUGGCUUUUCAAAAGCAUCAGGGCCAGUUAAAAUGAGGAAUGGUGUGAGGCAGCUUGCUGUCCGUCCACAGUCAGUGUUUGUGUCUCCGCCACCAAAGGAUAACAACCUGUCAUGCUCCUUGCGCAGAAAUGAGUCUUUAACAGCUACAGACCAACUUAGGGCCGUCCGUCGGAAUUCCUCCUUCAGCAAUGCAUGGUCACAGCCUGGUGACACAAAGGGAAAGCAACCUGAGCAGCUGGGUACACAGAGCUCUGAGACCACCUCCAACCUCCCUAUGCAGAGGAAUGGGAUCCCUGUGUCCACAGUCAGGCCAAAACCCAUUGAGAAGUCCCAGUUUAUCCACAACAAUCUCAAGGACAUCUAUGUUUCCAUUGCAGACUAUGAAGGAGAUGAGGAGACUGCGGGGUUUCAGGAAGGUGUCUGCAUGGAGGUCCUCGAAAGGAACCCAAAUGGCUGGUGGUACUGCCAGAUCAUGAAUGGUGUGAAGCCAUUCAAAGGCUGGGUGCCCUCAAAUUAUUUGGAAAAAAAGAACUAAUAUUGCAAUAUCUUUAACCUCCCUAAUUUAUACUGUUCCUGCUGUGUACAUGUGGAAAAAACAAUUGCUACACAAAAAGACGUUUCCCUGUGCUCCAGUUUGUACAAAGGAGUCUAUACUGAGGACAAAUCUGCCGUGUUCUGGAGAGGUUUGUGGGGUUUACAUGUUGUAAGCAACUAUGAGGAAGAUGCAGCAUAGUCAAAUGCCUUUUUGUGAAGUUGUUAAUAAUCUUGUAUGUGUAACAGGGUAUGACAUCCCAUCCUUCCCAUUAUUGAUAGGAAACCAAAUGUGUGCCUUUUGUGAGAGAGAAAUACACAUGUAUCUACUUGGGGAGUUCUGUGCCAAACUCUGUUUCACAAUCUUGGCUCCCUUUCUCCUCAUUCUUGUCCAUAUGUGGAAUACCCAAGAAUUUUGAAUGCUUUUCCACAACUGACAGUGAGAAGCAAAUGAAAGUUUCUGAAACAGAGGGACUCUAAUCCUUUGGAGAUGCUCACUUUUUUUUCUUUUUUUUUUUUACUAAACAGUUGGUAGGUCCAGAGUUGGAGCCUUUUCACCGCGGAGAGAUUUGGUCUCUGACUUCAGUGUUGUUACUGCUAACUCACCAGAAAAGGCAACCAAGUGAUGUGGGUUGGGGGCUUUUUGUUUCCUUUUGUUCUGUCUUGUUCUUUGAGUUGGGAUUUCAGGUGUUCUAGGGCAGUGAUGCCUACUGGUGCUUGUAAAAACAAACCUACAAACCCCAUGCUUAAGCACGUUGAUUACUUUGUAGGCUCCAUGUUUAGUUCUGUGCCUGACUCCCACCAGGUGAUCCUGGUUGAUUCUCUUCCCAGAGUUGGGUUUAUCAAAACUUGUCAUAAUAUCAAAGUGUACAAAAGUCCCUUAGGACACUGAAGACAAACCUGUCAAAUGUGUUAAUUCCUGUUUUGCCCUCUCGUCCGAAUCCAAGGGUGCUGACUGCUGGCAGGGCCCACCAGGGUAUUAGUGAGAAAUAUCUGUAACCUUCUGCAACAUCAGUGUUUACAGUGAGUAGGGAAAAAAAAAAAAGCCAUCAAACUCAGUCUGCACAUCCUUAAUUUGUAUAUUUUUGGGGAAUUGUUUUUGUGUUUUGUUUUUGUCUUUUCUGUGCAUUCUGGGUUUACUUUAUUUUCUCUGUGUGUGUGUGUGUGUGUGUGUGUCUGGUUUUACCAGAAGAGACUUAAAACUGAAGUAGGAGCCAAAUAUGUGUUUCUGUUCCCACUUGAAUCCAAAAAGUACAUUUGUACUGGAAAGUGUGCCUGGGCUUCUCAGGCUCAGAGAUUUAAUAUCAAAGCAAUUAGAUCUACAAUGCAUCUAAUCAGGAAGCUGCCUCCUCUAGUUCCAGUUCUGUUUGCCUUACUUAACUCAUGCUUUGAAACGUGGCACACGGAUGUGGGAAAUGGAAGAGCUGUCCAUUGGAAAAGGCUAGGAAUAUGGAGUUAUUUUAGAGGUAGCCUCGUACUGUAAACAUAAUUGACUGAAUCCCUACUGUACUUAAGGAAGUCAUGCUUUUUCUUUUUUUGUACAGCCUUGUUAAUCACUCAAGAUCAAUAUCUAGUUCCUUUAAAUAACAUGCAGCCUUGUAAAUCUGUUUUAAGGGGGAGGGGCAGACCAUUUCACUACUGCUUUACACAAAAAAUUACAUGUGCUCUUUUUCCACCAGAGUUUCGUAUUGAUUUGGCUCAGAAGUUAAAGGUUAUAAAGGCUUCAAAAUAACUGGGAUCAAGGGGCUGAGUAAAAUAGCACAAAAAUAUCAUGUUACUGGGGAUGUUUCACUGCCAAAAAAAAAGAAAAAGAAAAAAAUUAGGCAAUUUAUAUGUUGUUCUUGUCUUUUUUUCCUAAUUUUCCCCUCUUUUCUUCUUUUUUAUUUUUUUUUUGGGGGGUGGGAGUGUUGCUUUGGGGGGUUUAUUAAUUUCCGUGGUAUCAUUUAGAGAGUUGCCUACAGCUAAUGUGACUGAUGUCCUUUUGGUAGCUGAAGCAACAUCCAGGUGCCACAACUGGCUACAAACAGUGCUGUGGUUUGAGCAGCUCUCCGCAUGCAAGUGGGGAGGGGAGGCUGUUUGUUUGGGAUCCCUUUACAUUGUGGUGGCAGGAGAAGGAGGUGUAACUGCACAACAGCUCGUAUCACAGUGUGCAGGGUCCUCUUUGUACCUUGAUGUCUUACUAUAUGAUACAUAAGCGUAUAUCCAGUUAGCUGCAUCCUACUGGAUGUGUAUCUGAGACAUUGUGGCCCUGUCUCCCAUACUCCUCCCCAUUUUUAGUUGUAGUAAUAUGGUAGCAGCCAUAAAAGACUGCUGGAGCUGUUGUGAGAUUAUAAUAGAAGUAUUAUAUUCUUCUGCUGGACAGUAUUAAAUAGAGCAAUACAUAGAGUUAUCUGCUAGAUUGCAGUACUAAUAGUAGUGACUUAGUGAUUCAUAUUAAUGUUAUGAUUUAUUUUAACAAUAAUGAUGCGGAAGUGGUUCAUUAUUUUGAAUUAAUGCACUUUAACAAUAAAAGAAACCAAAAUGGAAGCCAAUGCAGAGAACUAAGUGCAUUAUUUAAAGGUGCAGUAUAUAAUUAUCAUUUUCUUGAAGUACAUAUUUAUUAAGAAUUAACUUAUUUUUUAAAAUAUUCUAAAGUUUUGUUUAAAGACAUUCCCACUAGGUCAUCUCUUUGGGGGGAUAUAAAGCACAGCUCCCAGAUCUUCUGCAUUGAGCCACUGAAUUCUCUGAGUACAGUGUGGCCCCUACCCAGGGAGAGGAGAGCAGCAUGCAGGCAGGAGAGCCUGGGCUACUGUAAAUAUUCGCGUUUGCAUCCAGUAAAACCGAGCCCAGGGCACCUCUGAACUGCAGGAGUCCUUGCAGUGUUUGGGGAGUCAAAGCUGGUUUUGGCAGACAGUUCCAGUGCCUGGCUGCUAUGUGCCUUGCAUGAGGCUGGUCCACAGUGGAUGUGAGUUCACUGUGAGGCUCAGGUCCAAGGGCUUCAGGACCUGCCUGUGACAGCUCUGUCACAGACAUCAGUCUGUCCCACGGCUCCCAUUCCAUCCUGCUGACUCACUUCUCCAGCUCUGGCUUUUGCAGGGAGAUGGUUUGCAGAGCUCCAAGCAGUGUAGGGUGACACAGAAUAAGGGUGCCUGCAGUACUGCCAGGGUUCUUUCAAACAGCAGCUCAGUGCCCUACGGCUCAAUUGCUCCUUUAUCCCAUCUCAAAGGCUUCAUGGCCCUCUGAGGAGGGGCCAGAACCUGUAGAUGGGCUGCAAAGCCACAGUCAUGGCCUCCCUCUCCUUCUGUCCUCACCUGUACCAGCAAAAAGGAUGGAGUGCAAAUGACCUAAUUGAUGCUAGAAAUGAAUGUGGGCCACCUAGCACGCUGGCUUCCAGCCUGGUGGAAAGCUUCAGUUUGGGCUUCCCUUUACGUGGUGGCUCUUUGGCUGCUUGUGUUUAAAAGGGCACUUUGAAAGCAAAUACCCCCAAAUGCAGUUUUUCCCCCUCCCAUUUUACCAUUUUCAUAGCAUCUCUCACUGAUCUCUUUUUCUGAUUCUUUCAACUGAGAGAUAUCAGGAAAAUAAUUUUUUCCAUUGGUGAGCAGCUAAUUUUGGUCAGUUCUACUUACACCUGAAAUACUGAAAUACCCUUCACACUGUUAGCUGUGAAACAGAGGGAAAGGCCUUAAGCUACAUUAGAAAGGCUGACUGCAGGGCAGGAAAAUGUGGCAGGGUGCUCGGAGGACAGUGUAGUGCUAGAAGUGUUUUAGUUCUUUUCUAAAAAUGUUGAUGUCGCCUUUUAUUUACUAAAUUUGUCAGAACUGACACUGGAUCAAGAGCAAUAUUUAAAUGUAAUGUACACCUCAGUGAACACUCAAUGCAGAAAUCAAUAGUACUGUUUAAAUUUCUCUUUCUGAUUUAUUCCUCAACCAGAUUGUUAAGAGGAAGAGCUCUGCAGGGCUUGAGCAAAGCCAUUUGCAGGUGAAGGGGGCCCUCCUCUGGGUGGAGAGGUGGCUGCUCUCGCAAUCUUGCUCUCAGCCACUCUCCAUGCUUUCCAAAGAGUCUUAAAUUUGGACCAGCAGAAAUUCCAAACUCCAAUGCCAGAGAACAAAAUUAAAGAAUGUGAAAAUUGUGUCUUGCUGUAUACUGCAACUUUAAUAAUAAUGAGCACUUCUGAGUUCGUUAUUGAGGUUUAUAUAAUGCCUGAAAAGUUUAAUUGCUGGUUUCCCUUGUCUUCCCUUUCAAAACACUUUCUUGCAACAGCAAGAGUCAUGUAUUUUUGUUAGGAGUCCUUCCCUGUGGGAGGCAAUUCCUAUUCAUUGUUUUAGCUGUCACACUGUGCAGUGGGUGAGUGUAGUCAUAUGUACUAGUCCUUUGCAAGCCAAACUUUUCAAGAUAAAAGGAUGAUGGGCACGUGUCGGGAUAUUUAACUGAUGUGUCAACAGGAAGUUUUUAAAUCAAUGUAUACAAUAAUAGUAAAUACACAAUAGAGAGAUUGAAAUUGCCUUGCAGCUAAACUCUUCAAAAUGGAAUUUCACAUCUGCAUGGGUAUAGCUAAAAAAUGGAUUUGGCCCUUGUGGAUAUGCACCCCAAAGACUCCUUCCAUUAUGAUGCUAUAAAGUUUGACGAAGGCAUUAUAUAAUUGUUUUCAUCACUUUCAGAUCUUAAUGAAUCAUAUUUUAUUGUAAUAUAUAUUCAUUGCUUUCCUCAGUUAAAAAGAAAGUUACUGCUUUUAUCUUAUAUGAAAAACAAGGGAAUUUGAUAAAGCAUUCAUUAUUUUCAUAUUACUAGUAUUAACAGAAUAGAACUAGUACUAUUUAAUUUUAGAUCUUCAUAGCUAGCUUGUUAAUAACUCAUAUUUUCCUGUGUUGUAUCCUACUAUUUUUUCUAUUUUUUUUUUCCCAAAUACUCUUCGUUCUUGAGAAAAAGCAAAUCCAAUGAGUGGAUAAGUGCAAUAUUCAUAGAAUAAACAGGCCCCUCAUCCAGGACUUGGAGUGGAACGUGCAGUGUGAAAUGUUUGUAAUUCUCUAUUCAUGCACUCUUAGGGGAAGGGGGCUGCUGGAUGAAAACAGGGCCUUUAGGUAGGUAGAGAUUGACAGCUGGGGUAGUUUGGCUUGGGAAUGGCUGCUUUUCACAAUAAAGUAUCACCUGUUCAUGAAAGUGUAAGGAUUAUGCAGCAUGUUGCCAGGAUUAUGGAUAGAAUGUGCAUUGACAUCCUUGUCAAUACAGGACUUCUGAGCUAUGCUUGAAACACUCUUUAUGUCAUCCAUGCAUGAUACUGUCUUCUGGUAUGUCUCUGCUGGUUGCAUCCUCUGUUGCGCUUCAGAAUUGAUGAUAACUUCAAAAGGGAAAAUAAUUCUGCUGGUGCAGUCCUGAAUUUUGAUACUGUAUUAUGACUUGUAUUUAUUGCAAGAGCUAUGGAAAUAUUUUUACAGGUUCUUAUUUCUUUUCUUUCCUUAUUGUUAACUUAAGAAAAGUCCCCAUUUUAUCUGGGUUAAUUCUCACCUGCAGAAUUUCACAGAUGAUGUGGAUAUUGAUUUCAUAUUACUUGGCUUGCAAAGGUGGAUCUUUUAGGUCCUAAAUAAAGUUGGGCAGAAACUUCACUCUUCAAAAGAGGUUUUGUCUUAAAUUCUAUUUGAAUGGAAGGAGACCUUCCAUCUGUCAAAAAUAAUGUGACUUUCCAGGUAGCAGCAAAAUCUACUACCUUUGUAAAACUGGACUGUUUCUGUAAAGUGCAAGAGAAAUGUGAAAGCCAGAGCACUUGAUUCUCUGAGCUUUGGGAAGUACAUCUCCUGUGGCUCUAGUUCAUGUCUCUGGAGAGGGAGUGUACCUCAGUUUUCUGCUUAGUUUUUGUCCUGCUGUUCUCAAGUUUGUCAAAAAAACCUUAAUAUUGCCAGAGAUGUUUGCAUUCAAACAGGAAAAUGGAAUUCUGCAGCUGUACUGAAAUAGUAUCAAUCACACGAUUUUGGAAAACCUCUGUUACUUUACAAAGUACUAAUCUGGUUUUGAGGAGCCAACUUAAUUCUUUCACAUGCUCUUGUCUAAAUUGGCAAGAAGCCCAUGAGCAUCAGUAGACUUACACUGACAGAAGACCCUUGUGGGUGCUCAGCAUGGACCGUUCUCAGCAAAAGCAAGCUCUGCGCACUCUGUUCCUACACCUCUGAAGGGUGCAUAGGACUGCUGAGCCUUGGUGCUGCCCUGCCAUGGAUCCACUGUGCUGCAGAUCUUGCAGCUUUUUAAAACCAGCUGGAGCUUUGCUGCUAUUUGCUGGUGGUUUCCCAUCACUAGCGGCUCCUUCUCUGUCAACUUCAGAUGCUAUUUAGCCACACGUCAAAGUGCUUUGUGCCAGUGCAGUGUUUGAUAGCUGCCAGCAGUACCAACGUGAUGGGCUGAGAGCAUAUGUUUGUCUAAGUUAUUUUAUUUCCAUUUGCUUUUAGUUGCUUGCUUGAAGCAGGGACCACCAAUGCGAUGAUGCAUGGGAAAUGUGUCUGCACACUUGAACUGUUUGAUGGCCUCUGCUAGUGCUGCCCAGUGCUUGUGUUUCUCUUUUUCUCCCUCUGUGCUGCUCAGUAGUCAUGUCUGUUGUGUGUGUCUGUAAUUUUCAAAUAAAGUACUGUAUGUAAGGCCGGAUCCAGAAGCCCCCAGUCAGCUGACUUCGGGUUGGGAUGUAGGUUGCUGUUGCUGCUUUUCCUCCUCCAUCUUAGCCUCAACUUGGAGCAAAGCACAGAUGUCUGUAAAGAGUCACCCAUAACUCUGCUUUGGGGUGUCAGUUUUGUGGGGUGUGCAUGCAUUGCCAAGAGUGGAGCGAGGAGAUCUUUUUUCUUGGGUGCCCUCACAUCAGGGACUCUGCAGCAAUUCCUGGAGCAAAAGCUGCACCGCGCUGCAUGCAGGCAUGAUAGGCAUAGGCAGAACAAAUUAGUUUCUCCCAUUUUGUAUUGUCAGGGCUGGGCUGGUCCCAUCAACAAUGUUGUUCAUUUGUUCUUGCAUCAAGGUAGCAUUGAUUUUUAGUCGGAGAGUGCAAUUUUGUUUUGUCUUUGGUUUUUUUUAUAAAUAAAUUUGGUUUAAAGCUUCACACUGGCGUUUUACAGACCUUUUCUUGUCAGCAUAAGCCACUACUGUCCUGAGUUGAGACUCCUGUUUGUUGUUGAAUGAAAAUUAUGGGAAUUAUAUUGAUAAUUUGGAAAGAAAUCAGAAAAGAAAUUAAAGGUAACUAUAUUGGCAGGGGAGAGAUAGAUAAAAUAUGAGGAAAAAUGUUUCCAAUAAGGCCAUAAAUUAUUUGGUCUGACACUGCAGGUGCUUUCUCUGUAUAGAUAGUUUAAAUACAUCACUGCUCUGUGUUAUGAUUUUUCAUUAUUGAGAAAAGUUGAGUUUUUUCACUCCAUAAUUUACUAUGACAAUCUUAUUCCGAAGCCACUGAUCCACCAAAGGAAGACAAACAUGGGUUACAUGCUUGUUGUAGUUGAGGCAGUUUCUGUGUCUCAGAGUUUCAUAUACCAAUGUUCAGCUGGUGAAGUGGGCAAGAGUGGCUAUUCUAGACCUGUCCAUGUUGGCUGUCUGUGAAACAACCCUGUGCUAGUGGUGCUUCUGGAAAAACAUUGGGUUUAAUGACCUUUCCCUGAUGCUCAGGGUUAUUUGGUUACAAUGGUACCUGUCUUUCAUGGUCCCUGUUAGGUGAAGGAGAAAAACAGAUGGGAGGGAGAAUCACUUGGCACUGUAAAAGAAUUUUAAAAAUAUAACAUUUAAUAUUUAGAUAAAUAUUUCAGGCUUCUCUAGAUAUUCCCCAUGAGAGCUGUUAUUGACUCUGUAUUUGAUGACUGAAAGGUAAGCAACAUGGCAGCUUUCUCUGUGCAAACAGUUCUUUUGUGGUUUGAGCUUGUUCUUGAACUGCUUCUGGGUCACCAGGGAAGAAGUAAUAAAUAAACAAAAUCCCAUCAUCACCCUUGGGUUAUAGACUGGGGGGAUAUCAGAUUCUGUUCUGACUCUGGGUCCCCCAGAGCAUGCAGAUUGGGUUUGUUUCUGUCCCCUAUUUCCUGUCUUUAAUUUUCAGGGAGGAGGGGAAGUUAUAAUUGUUUCCAGUCUCUAGGAGGAAUUUUUCUGCAUCAUGAUGAAUAGGCUUGCUGAAAAGACUUGCUCAUUACUUGUGAUAAGUUCAAACCUGAAAUAUUGCAAAAGCAAAGUGAGUGUAGCAUUACAAUGACUUUUUUGUACCGAGGGUCCGAAGUGAAUAUUGUGGGGUCAGUAGUGCACAGAGUAAGUGCAUUUCUGCUGUCUGGCUAACUUGCCCAAGACAGCAGUGCUGAUCUGUUAUUGCAGAUUUAAUUGCAGACACUCGUUACUCUGCUUGCAAUGUUUGGGGAGAAUCAUGCAGAUGAGCUUCCUCAGUUAAGACUCAAUAUCAAAUUUCAUGUCAGGAGAAGUCCUGCCAGCAGUUUGAUUGAUUGCUGCUUAGGCUAAAGGUGAGAUGCAGAUAACUCAAGGUGGGUGUUGAAAGCAGGUCAGCUGGCUGUGUGUACAUCUGUAGCUGUUUCCAGAGCUGUUAAGUAGCCCAGUUUAUCUCUGGAAAUUGUGAGUAGUCGGUUCUUGCGAGCCUAAACCUGUUGUUGAAUGAAGGCUGAAAUCUGUUUGAGCUGUUGUGUUCCCCUGCUUUAGCAGAGCAAUUGCACAUGUCUGGACUGGAAACUCCUACAGGGUUUGCUGUCCCAAAGUUGUAGUUGACCAAAAAGAAAUAUGGAUCUAGGCCUGGUCUAAGUGAAGUUUUGCAGUGGGUUUCCUGGGUGGUUGAUGUUAUUGAUGUGACUUUGAAUACAAGAUGCUGUUGUCAUUUCUGUGUUGGUGUAGAGCUCCAUCUUUUAGUGGUUAGGUGGUGGGAAUGUACCUGGUGGGAGCUUGGGAUUUUGGGAGAGUAUGUCGGCGACCAGAGAUAGAGAAAUGUGUGGCUGGUCUUAGUGUGUGUGUAGUCAGGUUGGUGAUAGAUUUUUGUCUUUUUUUGUUUGUUUUUAAUAUGGGAACCAUUUUGUCUGUUCUGCUUGGGAAAAAGUCUAGAAGUUGAUGUGGUUUCUGUUGCAGUAAAUAUGAGAAGGAAUAGCUGAGCGCUGCUUUUUUUUUUUUUUUUUUGUCAUUUUAAGAGAGUUAUGGGCAGGAGACCAUUUAGUUUGUUUUGGGUUGCAAGUUAAGCCAAGAGAGGAAGAAAAUGAGUCUGGGGAAACCCUUUUUUGUGGCAACAGCUUUGGACCAUAUUUUCUUGUGGCUUUUGAUCCAGCUCCACUGAAGGUAGUGGAGUGAAUAUUGUUCAUCAUGUUAGAGCUUUUGGUCAUGAAUUAAUUCUUAGAGAGCUGACAGGUAUUUUGACAUUCACAGAAUGUCCUAUAACAAAUGUGAGCUAGAGACAGAAAUAAUAACUGUAGUGUCAUGCAUUGUCCAGUUCUUGUUUAGUGAACUCAAGAUGGUGACCACUUGGAUAAAACUGUUUGUACAAUGAACAGCUCUUGCAAGAGUCCAGAUGUGCUUGGGUCUCUGAGAGGCUUUCCUAGGAAAGGAAAUCAUGUGCAUGAUAAAAGGAUUUUUGCCUUUCUCAGUCAUCCCAGUAAAACUGAACUCCAGGAAAAUUACACUUUUUUACACUUAACAGUAUCUUUUGCCAUUGAUGGGAAGAGUUAUUGUUAAUGAGGGAUUAGAUGCCCCAAUCUGUCCGAACUGGCACAAGACAGAAGAUCAUUUUUAAAACCAGUCCCUGAGUCUGUGUGUAAAUGGUAGAUCUGAUGCAAAUUAGAGUACUAGUUAACAAAAUGAGCAACUUUGCUAUGGGCCAACACAAAAGAUGUGUUAUCAGUGGGGAAAACAUAGCUCUCCUUUUUGCUAAACAACCCUGUAGAAAUGUCCCUCAGGCUUUAGCUCUAAUCAGCUGCGAACCUGUGAGAAUUUGGCUGAUACAUAUGGUAUUGGGGGCCUGGUUCUGUGACUGCAACAAUAGUAAUGUGUCUUUGUCCCAGCAAGAAUUAAUGAAAUCAUCAUAACACAAUGUUUUUGUUUGCUCUGGAUAUGACAGUAGUGGGGGGGAAACGUUGUGCAAAGCAUUAUCUCCCCCUUAAUGCAGAUUUGCAGACUUUACUUGACUGUAGUGCCCAGUCCAGAACUGGUUUCAGAACUGUCCUCAUGGUUAUGUUGUAGGAUCAGCAUGUGUCUCCUCAUGCCAAAGGCAUGGGUGGCUGGGUCAGGAUGUUGGUGCCCUGUGAGAGACAGGGACUGCACACAGAGGGAACUGCCCUCCUCUCUGAACCAUGCCCAGGUGCAGCUCGGAGAACUGCAAAACAAUGUAAAGCAACUGAGGUUUGGGAUUUUUCCCUAGAGCAGCAUGUUCUGAAGCAGUGAAGUGAAAACAAAUGUUUGUUUGGGGAAUUUUAAUCGUGUCUGUAAAGGUAAAAAUUCUGUAUGGAUCUCUCAGCAGGGAAUGAGAAACACCAAUUGUCCUGGGAAAUUGUGCAUGUGAAGGUACAGAGCAAAAACUUCAGAUUACUGUGCCUAAAAGUAGAUCUCAGCAUUUCUCUUUAGGCAUUUAUUAGAACUGGUGUUAUCUUGGAAUUGAGCAGCAUUUAAUAAUGGUUAAUUAAGACUGCUCAAAGACUCCUGCAGGAAAGGAAAAGACAAUUUGAGUUCUGGACAUCUGUAGAAGAGGGAGUUGCAAUAAAAAUAAAAUACUACCAGGUGCUUUAUGAACUUAAUUUCUCUCCUAGGAUUGUCACAGGUCCUUGUGACUGUAUCUGGGCCUCCACUAGUGCUGUGGCACAGCAAUUGAUCAGUGACACCUCUGCAAAAACUCCUCAUAACCGUGCAUCUGUGAUAGGCAUGUGCAUCUUGGAAAAGAUGAGCCUAAAAAGGCCUUGGAGUAAAUGACACUUGAUAAAAGAACUCCUGAUUUGCAUGUCCCAGGUAUGCUGAAAUAACUCGCACUGAAGCAAUUUCAGCUACUUCCAGGCAUCUGCCAUCAUACACCCUGGCAGCACACAGGUGCUGCAGUCUGCUAGGUGGUGGAUGGUGGCAAAUGUUAGUGGAAAGGGAAAUUCAGGAUGCACGCUGUCACUGCCCUUCCUGUUUGUCAUCCAUGCGUCAAGUCAGAGCUUUGCUGGGCCAAAGCAGGAUCAGACCCUUGGCACAGUGUUUGCCAUGUCUCACAGGGCUCUGCCAAGUGUUCUGAGAUGUUUGCUGAUGCUGUGUGCUCCUGCCCAGCCAGGACACUCCCCUCUCCGUGUGUGCAGGACCCUGGAGGAUUGUGAGGGACUGCCAGAGUUUGAGGGCUGUUUUCUCAGAGUUAUUACAACUUCUUGCAAUGUGAACCUCUAAUAUUUUCAAAGACUCAGGCAGAGAAAGGACUUACUAAGCAAACUGUACCUGUCAUCUCCCAGUUCAUUGAUUGCUUGGACCAAAGGUGGUGCUAAAUCUAAUCUUUGUAAUAUUUAUAUUUUGUUGGAUUUUUUUUUUUAAGUGUUUGAUAAAACACGUGCAGUGUCCUUCUUACAUGAGAAAUUUAGUCCCAGCUUGGGACAUGGCAAAACUCACUGGACCUUCAGGGUCCAGGAUUGUUGCCUGUUAACAUUUGAGCAGGCUUGCAGUGUUCAGGGGGAGGUGGGAAAAGGGUACUCUAUCUUCAAAUGCUUGCAGACUGUAAGAAUUGACUUGUGAUUUGUUUGUUUGUUGUUAUUUUGUUUACAUCGCCUCUUACACCCUAAGGAAAAUAAAUUUUUGACCUUUUUAAUUGUGA